AAGAGGGGGGGGGAAGAAAAGCUAGCUGAACUUAGAGUUUACACAAAUCAUUUUGUCACCAGCAAGCUCUGACAAGCGUUGGGAGAGAGAGUGCUUGCUGAGAGAGAGAGAGUGUGAGGAACGGGAAAAGAAAGAGAGAGGGUCAAUUAGAGAUAGUGUGUAAAAGCUGUUCUGUCCGGAGCGGGAAUACAAGAAGACGAGAAAAGGUGUGAAGUGUGUUCAAGUGAAGGGGCAGCCACUCAGGACCGGAGAAACGAGGCAGACUCGGGGGAAACGAGGCAGACUCGGGGGCAGAGGACGACAAAAGACACUUUGCAAUUUGAUCACCAGCGCAGUGUGAAGUGAGAGUGCUUGUAACUCUUCACUCCGGUUUUACCGAGCUACUGCGGCUGUGUCUCAAUGUAGGCUCUGGUGGAUCCCCUCACCAAGGACGUGCGGCGUACAUCUCUUCUGUCUUCUCCCAGGAUUGGGCGGAGGCUGCUCUGUUCUUCACAUACAGUUGCUCUUAGUUUGCUGACGGAGACCCGCUUGGAAGACUCUUCUGAUCUCGGUGCUUGCCGUUGUGAGAACCAGUGUUUCUGUUAAUGCUCUCCUUGACCCUCUAUCUGAUCGACUCAAGGCUGACUCAUUCCCGCUGGGAAAUCUAUCUUUUGGGCACAGGAAACAAGAGAUCAUCUGAUGGAGCUUCAGAAGGAAACAUAAGAGCACACUGUUUUUUGUCUUUUGGAAAGUUUUAGAAAAGAUCCCCUUUAGACUAUUUGUGUACAGCGUGUACAUGUUUGGGUUGUCUAAAUAACAGGUGUGUAAAAUAGUUAAAACAGCCAUACAGAGGUCAAGAGGGUGGAGCAGAGAUAUUAAUCACCCAGCUUUGAGGUGAGUCAGUGAUUGAGAGUUGGGUUCUCAUACAGCAGCGCAUGUAUUUGACUACAGCGAAACAGGACUGGAAUUAUCCCGAAGAGAAACCAGAUAGACUCUCUGUGUUGCCAUCACCGUAGGGACCAGUCAGAGUCAGUCGUUUUUGUCCCGUAGGUCUAACAGGCUCUGUGCCUCAGUGGCCCCUCAGUUCUGUUUGGCUUGGACUCAAUGUCAGCAUCAUAACGCACUCACCCAGAGCUGAGUCAGAAGCUGUCUCACUGAGCGUGUCUGUCUGCGGGAUUCUCCCCACCUGGCUCCUCCUGUCCACGGUGAUUUCCAGAGCAGCAGUGACAACAGCGGCAGCAGUAUUAUCAGCUCCCAGCGCCACAGUGCUGUAAUUGUGUUCUGUGGGCUAUAAACACCUUGCGUCAGUCGCACCUCUCUCCUGAGUGAUUCACUGUUCCCUCCAGAGCACUUGGACAGAGAGAGAGAGAGAGGGCGAGAGAGAGAGGGCGAGAGAGAGAGGGCAAGAGAGAGAGAGGGAGAGGAAGGUGUAGAGCUGUUGACCACUGAAGCACAGAGCCACUGAGCUGACAAGCAGAGACGGGCGACCAUGAGGCUGGCAUGCUUGGCGCUGAUGGCGCUGUGUGCGGUAGGCAGCGUUGGCAGCAUGUCCACCUGUAAGACCCUGGACCUUGAGCUGGUGAAGAAGAAGCGGAUCGAGGCCAUCAGGGGCCAGAUCCUCAGCAAGCUGCGUCUGCCCAAGGAGCCCGAGGUGGAUAAGGAGGCGGAGGGAGAGGAGAUCCCGGCCUCGCUGGUCUCCCUCUACAACAGCACGGAGGAGAUGAUCAAGGAGCACCAGGCCCAAACCUUCUCGCCCCAGCUGGAGGAGGAAGAGUACUUCGCCAAGCAACCGCACAAGUUCUUCAUGAAAACAGCGGGCGGAAGCAGCACGGAGCAGCAGCACCAGUUGCUGUUCAACAUCACCGACAUGCGUGAGAACGUGGGGGACGCCGACCUUCUGUCCAGCGCCGAGCUCCGUCUGCUCAUCAAGAAGCCCAACAUCGUGGAGGAGCAGAGGCUGGAGCUGUACCAGGGCCUGGGGCCCAAUGCCCGAUACCUCGACUCACGCUUUGUCUCCAACUCCUUGAAGGACCGCUGGCUGGCCUUCGAUGUCACACAGACCCUCAAGGACUGGCUGCAGGGCUCUGCGGAGGAGGAAGGCUUACUGCUGAAAUUGUACUGCGAAUGUGGGAAACCGGUGGACAGCUUCCACUUCACCAUCUCUGGCAUGCCAGGGAGCGAGAGAGGAGACCAGGCCAACAUGGCCAAGCGCAUGCAGAAACCCCACAUCCUGACCAUGUCCAUUCCACUGAACAGCAGCAGUCAUCUCACCUCGCGCAAGAAACGAGCCACCACAACAGAAGACACCUGCACAGAAAGGACAGAGAACUGUUGCGUAAGGAAGCUGUACAUCGACUUCCGGAGAGAUCUGGGCUGGAAGUGGAUUCACAAACCAAAGGGUUACCAUGCCAACUACUGCAUGGGCUCAUGCACCUACAUCUGGAAUGCUGAGAACAAAUAUUCUCAGAUCUUGGCCUUGUACAAACACCACAAUCCUGGAGCGUCUGCCCAGCCCUGUUGUGUUCCUCAGGUUCUGGACCCACUGCCAAUUCUCUACUAUGUGGGGAGACAACACAAGGUGGAACAGCUGUCCAACAUGAUUGUGAGGUCCUGCAAGUGUAGCUAGAAGCCCUGGGAGGUGUCCUUCACAAGCUCUCUGUCUCCAGAACACAAAUCUCAUGUGGGAGAAUGCAGAGAGGAAGAGGAGCGAGCAAGGAUGGAUGAAUGUGGAGUGAAAACGGAAAUGGGUGGACAUCAUCUGUAUCAGCUACGUCUUAGUAGACCUGCCCUACCUGCAGUAGACCAGACUUAUUUAUUCUGCUUUGUUGGACGAAGAAAGGACAAUGACUUUUACACAGAUAUUUUAUAUGUUUACAUAUGAAAUAUCAUGAAUAUAUGCUUUUAAAAUUCUAAAUAUAUUUCAUUGACUGAAUUUAUUUAUUUGUUACUUUGGACAGAUCUUGAUUUGUUGUGAUGCAGUAACGUGUGAGCAAGGACAUAUGGGUUUAGACUACCUUUAGAACAAGGGCAAUGGGAAGAGGACUGGCCUAGAAGCCAACAGGACCAAAAUGUAACCCGAGGACCUUACCCACAGCUGUCUGUUCAGGACUCUCAAACCAACAGACGAACUGUCACCACAGAGCCCUGUUGUGUCGCCCAUGCGUGAGAGGACACCAAACCACACGUUCGUAUGAAAGACGCAGGACAUUUGCUGAAGGUGGUGGUGAGUCACAGGACAGAAGGGUGGUGGUUUUCUUUUCCUGGUCCUUCCCUGACCUCCGUCCCUGCCUCCUCCCUGCCUCCCCUGCCUCCUCCCCUGCACCAGGUGUUCCUGUGGAAGACAUCCAUCACCAGCAGCCCACAGAGACUGUCCCUGCGCUGAGGUGACUCCUUGCAAGGCUAACGCUGGUGACCAGCAUUGGUCAUUGUCCAAUUGUCCUUUGGUCUCAUUCGAAUCGUCCAUCACUUAGACCAGUAUUAGCCAACAUGCCUUUCAAAAAGCUCUUUUGUCUGCGAGCUUGUGUCACGUCUUUGACUGCUGGCGUGUUCUCUGGAGAGCUUGUGCGCUGUUGAAGCCGUGAGUAAUAUCGGUGGUUGUUUUAGUGGUGGCACCAUGUUUUUUCCCCUCUGGUUCAGCCUGUUUAUGUUUUUAGAGGGAUAGGGGGGAUGUGGUUGUGGUGUUGAUGUUAAGGGAGCACCAUUGACUUUAUGUACACAAUUGCUGUUUUUCAUUGCUGUUGUAAAUUAGGAACAAUUUAUUGGCAUUUUAUUUAAGUACAAAGUAGACUUUUUAUGUCUUAAUUCCUUGUUUUUAGAGUGGUUCUCUUUGCACAUUCCAUUUCAAGAGAAGGUGAAAACAGCCUUUUCAAUAUCUCACUUUCAGCAAUGAGCUUACACAAUUCUGUCUUUAAAUUUGCACUUAUUUUUGUCAUUCUCAUUUCACUGUAAAUAUAUUUUUGGCAACUUGAAAUAAACAUUAACGUUGUUAAUUUA
Molecule: messenger RNA, 3972 nt
Organism: Osmerus eperlanus (European smelt)
Lineage: Eukaryota; Metazoa; Chordata; Actinopteri; Osmeriformes; Osmeridae
Gene: tgfb1a
Product: transforming growth factor, beta 1a
Exons: 7
Coding region: 1469-2605 (378 amino acids)
Biological process (GO): regulation of cell population proliferation; transforming growth factor beta receptor signaling pathway
Cellular component (GO): extracellular region
Molecular function (GO): cytokine activity; transforming growth factor beta receptor binding; growth factor activity
Source: RefSeq, a predicted model, not a curated record